CGAUUGGACGGUGUGAGAGAUUGGUACUGAUUCAAACAAGGCAUGAAUCCAUGGCAUCUCUUUCUAUUCAUAGCCGUUCAUUCAUUAAUUGGACGGUUAUGCCAAUGGGCCGUACAUUUAAAUAGUCCGGGAUGAUAGCAUUCUUCCUUUUUGACUUUACCAAAGAAAACCAGAAAGGGCGGGAAUUUGGGUUUUGUAGUUGGAUGUCAUUUCUGUGGCGCCAUGGCCUCCUCCAAGGGCGAAGCACAAACGCGCCUUCUCAUCGCACCACACUUGCCUAUAACAACAAUUUCAGAGCUGCAUGCAUCUUGCAAAUUUGAAGGGUGUUUAUUAUCUCUUCGUCAUCCAAAAUCUGGAAAGCCUUCUUGUUAUUUAUUUACCGAUGGACUUCUUCAAGAGCUUCACUGGUUCAAGCAGUCUUAUGGCUCAUGGUUUAUAGGGGAUUAUAUUUGUGAAGAUGGUGGCAUCUAUGUUGCUACUCCUGUUGACCCUGUAUUCAUUCUGUUGCCUCUUUUUCAUGAAGCUCGAAUGAAGAAAGGUGAUGAACUUGGCAAGUUCAGGCAAGUAGAUGACAUAAUGUUUGUUGAUGGUUAUCCUGGGUAUCGUUAUCUAUUACCUGUCGUCAGUAAUUCAUUGCAAGCAAUUUGUGAAGUGAAAGAAGUUGGGUCAGAGAUUUUCUGUAGACUAGAUGAUUCCAAGGUUGUAGCAUGGUUACAUUGUAAGGUAAACAACUUAAAAUUGGUGCUUCCAACAUUGGACAAAAACUAUGCUGUUCGUGAUGAGAAAGAUACUUUGCGUGAUGCUGUUUCAUUAUUGGGAGAAUAUCUAAGUGAGGAACCUUGGAUAAGACUUUUAUGCAGCCAUUUAAGUAUAAGUUUGGAUUAUGCUGUGAAAUCGGAUGUGAUUGAUAUCCUUCCAAUUGCUUCCGAAAGCACUCUGGUGCAAGAUGAAAAGGGAAGGACUAGAACAGGAACUGGGAGACAAUCCAAGAAGAAGAAAACUGAGACAGGGUCACUAAAUAUUAAAGACAUGUUUCGCAAGGCAUCAAGAUCAGGAAAUUGAACAAAAGUUACUGCUUCCUGGUCUACAAUUGAAAUUUUUGUUUGAUUAUGUGAAUAGCCUUCCCGUUUGGAGGCUGCAGCCUUGUCAUGCUUUCCUUCUUGAUCUGCUAUGUCCAGUCUCUCUCUCUCUCUCUCUCGAUAUGUAUGAAAAGAGAUGGAAUUAGAUGUUACUGUAGGAAUUAAAGAGAUGGAAUUGGACCAUACAAUUCAUUUACAUAAAUUGAUGUACAUUAGAAACUCAUGAGUACAAUAAUAACUGAUUAUU
Molecule: messenger RNA, 1326 nt
Organism: Amborella trichopoda
Lineage: Eukaryota; Viridiplantae; Streptophyta; Magnoliopsida; Amborellales; Amborellaceae
Product: ribonuclease H2 subunit B
Biological process (GO): RNA catabolic process
Cellular component (GO): nucleoplasm; ribonuclease H2 complex
Source: RefSeq, a predicted model, not a curated record